GGUCCCGGAGUCUGUUACACAGGCCACGAGGCCCCUUCGGCUUACAGCAGCGUCUCCUCUGCACUUGCUGUGCAAAAGCUGAGUGUCUGUCUGCGGAGAUUGCGGCCCUGGCCUCAGACAGCAGACAGCCGGCCAGCGAGCAGCUCGACGAUCGGUACUCACCCCAGCAGCAAGCCACCAUCCUGCACAUGCUGAACACGGCCACGCAGGAGGAACUGGCAAAGGUCAAGCUGCUCCGGGGGAGAAAGUCUGCCAACCUGGUGACUCACCGAACUAAGCGUGGGCCCUUCACAGACAUCCAGAGCUUGACGGAGGUGCCUCUGUUCAAAGAGAAAACAAUAUUGAAGGUUUGCCAAUCCAUCCUGAAUCCCGACCCUGAGUCCGAGAGGAAAGAGAAGCGGCUUCAGGGGCUGAAGUUUAUCAAACCUGACAUUGAAAAGAAACAACUUCAGAAUGCAAAGAGUAUUGUGUCGAUUGUAUUUGGAAUCCGUAAGAUUGCCUGGACUCACAUGGACCGGAGCCUCACUGUGCUGGACUGGCAACAAGAGGAGAGUCACAGGUAUAUGACGGGCACCUACCUGCCCUCUGUGUACCUGGAGGAGGUUUCAUUGGCAGUCUCCAAGAUUCCGCCGGCGGAUUACUUUGUCCUGGAACGUCCCAGCAUUUCCAUUCAAAACACCAACCUGUUUCCCGUCACCCUCCACCUGCGCACCAUUGAGUCCAUGCUGCACGGGCUGCUGGGUGGCCAGUUUGUACAGGACAGGCAUCACCGGGUGCUGAGUGUGGUACGCAGCGCCGUGGGCAAGCACUUUGGACUGAUGGUGGGCGAGUCUCGGACCAGUGGCAGGGACCUGGUGCAGAGGCUCAUGUCUGACUCGGUGACAAAGGAUCACCCACGCGUGGCUUUCCCUCGCGACAUGCUAGCCCGCUACAGGAAACUCAUACACACAGUUGGCCCACAUCGAGCAGAGGAAAUGUGCGACGCCUUGCUGCAAGCUGUAGCUUUUUACGAAUUUGUAUUCAGUGAACUUUAAAUACUCAAAUCAAUUAAACAUGUUUCCCUCCUCGCGUCAGUACCUUCAACUUAAACUGGUAUGUGUUGUUCUGUUGCCCAGACUAUCAGCAGGUGGCUACGAAUAGGUCUGUGUAGCUCAACUCCAGGGGACACUUUGCCACUGAGGUCUUUUCCUCAUUAGAAUGAAGAUAUUAUUGAUUCUGAAACAAACUCUUUAAAACUUAUCUCAGGUUAGCGGGAAAACAGCUGAACUCAGAGUGAUUAAAGGUAAUUCUUUUGUAGUAAGCUCUGGUGUUUGUUAAUGAAGUGUUGGCUGGAGUAUAUGCAUUUGUCUGUAUACAGCUAUAAGAAGCUGACUUUGUUCAAGUAGUGCUGCUGAAGGAAUCAAAUACUAUGUGUUGCAUUACAAGAUAAGGAAAUUACACAUCUGCACAUCUACUCAUGGGCUCAUUGCAACCCAUCCUUUGGUCCAAAACAAAAUACGUGGCAGUGAAAGUAUUCAUCAGCUAACUGUAUUGUGAAGUUGGUGUUAACGUGUUGAUUCAAACACACGGCUCUGUAAUUAUUUUUAAAAAAUGGGUUGCGAGUGGCUCUAAUUCUAAGAAUAUCUGAGAGAACAGGAAGCGCAAGGCGAGGCAAGAACACAACUAGGGUCUCAAGUUACUGUCAGAUAUAGAAGUAGCUCAGUGGUCAGGUUUUGGUAACAAGGCUGGGUUAGGUCAGUGUUCAAUCUUCUUUUAAAAAAAACCAUCAAAAUGAUGUUUGAUUAGAAAAAAAUCUAGAAAUAUUCAAGCAAGAGAAUUGAUUUGUCAGCCGACCAUUAGUGUCUCUCCAGGAAUCUGGAGCCUCGCGACAUCUCCCACUUGCUUCUGGCCAGAAUCAGCACUGGAGUUGAUGAAUUCAGAUGAAGGAAAGCCUUCACCCCAUUAGAUCCUCCAGAUAUACCUUCCUGUUGCUACACAUUGCCCUGCUCGGUCUUAAUAUU
This is a messenger RNA of Callorhinchus milii (elephant shark), 2000 nucleotides long. RefSeq names its product transcription elongation factor, mitochondrial (gene tefm). Gene Ontology annotation, cellular component: mitochondrial nucleoid. Gene Ontology annotation, molecular function: nucleic acid binding; DNA polymerase processivity factor activity. NCBI's taxonomy places the organism in Eukaryota, Metazoa, Chordata, Chondrichthyes, Chimaeriformes, Callorhinchidae. Gene Ontology annotation, biological process: mitochondrial transcription; transcription elongation by mitochondrial RNA polymerase. The record is from RefSeq and is a predicted model, not a curated record.